GAGGCUGGGCGAUGGCUUUGCGGGUCACUCGGAACACGAAGGUCAAUGCGGAGAACAAAACCAAACCUGUAAUGGCAGCGAGUAAGCGGGGUGCUGCUGCCAAGCCCGGCCUGAGGCCUAGGACUGCCUUGGGUGAUAUUGGCAACAAGGCCUGUGAGACAAAGCCCAAGGAGCUUCUGAAAAAAGAAAUAUUGAAACCUGCAGUUGUGGAUAAAGUCACCAUCAGAAAAGCUGCCCGAGCUGUUGAAAAGGCAACUGAGCCUUUGAAGGGAGAAAAGCCAAUCCCAGAACCUGUUAAGCUGGACUCUCCGUCCCCGAGCCCUAUGGAGACUUCUGGCUGCGCACCAGCAGAGGAAAUGCUGUGCCAGGCCUUCUCAGAUGUUCUGCUUGAAGUGAAAGAUGUAGACACAGAUGAUGCUUCUGACCCAAAUCUCUGCAGUGAAUACGUGAAGGACAUUUACAACUACCUGAAAGUUCUUGAGGAACAACAGUCGGUGAGACCAAACUACCUGGCAGGCCAAGAAAUUACUGGAAACAUGAGGGCCAUCCUAAUUGAUUGGCUUGUGCAGGUUCAAAUGAAAUUCAAACUCCUGCAAGAGACCAUGUACAUGACAGUGGGCAUUAUUGAUCGCUUUCUGCAGAACAACAAAGUCACUAAGAAGAUGCUGCAGCUGGUUGGAGUGACCUCCAUGUUCAUUGCCAGCAAAUAUGAAGAAAUGUUUCCUCCAGAAAUUGGUGACUUUGCCUUUGUGACCGAUCAUACUUACACUAACCAGCAGAUCAGACAAAUGGAAAUGAAGAUCCUAAGAUCUCUGGACUUCAACCUUGGCCGCCCUCUUCCACUGCAUUUUUUAAGAAGGGCAUCCAAAAUUGGGGAGGCGGAUAUACAGCAACACACGCUGGCAAAAUACCUGAUGGAACUCUCACUGGUGGAUUAUGACAUGAUACACUUCCCUCCAUCUCAGAUCGCUGCUGCUGCCUAUUGCUUGUCUACUAAACUUCUGGAUGAGGGAGAGUGGACACCAACCCUGCAACACUACAUGCACUACACAGAGAGUGACCUUCUGCCUGUCAUGCGGUAUAUGGCGAAGAAUGUGAUACUGGUGAACAAAGGCCUUACCAAGCACAUGACUGUCAAGAACAAGUAUGCCAGCAGCAAGCAUGCUAAGAUCAGUACCCUUCCAGCACUGAACUCUGCAAUCAUACAGGAUCUGGCGAAAGUACUGUCAAAAUAAAUACUUUAAC
Molecule: messenger RNA, 1245 nt
Organism: Euleptes europaea (tarantolino)
Lineage: Eukaryota; Metazoa; Chordata; Lepidosauria; Squamata; Sphaerodactylidae
Gene: CCNB1
Product: cyclin B1
Exons: 9
Coding region: 12-1235 (407 amino acids)
Biological process (GO): regulation of cyclin-dependent protein serine/threonine kinase activity; mitotic metaphase chromosome alignment; mitotic cell cycle phase transition
Cellular component (GO): cytoplasm; mitochondrial matrix; cyclin B1-CDK1 complex
Molecular function (GO): cyclin-dependent protein serine/threonine kinase regulator activity
Source: RefSeq, a predicted model, not a curated record